UUUAUAUCUCACAAUGAACCGAGUUACAACAGUCUUACUGAUAUUUUACGUUUUUAAUAAUCUUUUACAAGUUGUGCAUAUGCGUGUAGAACUUAGCGAUUUUUAUCCAUAUGGACCUGAUAAUGGCGAUAAAUCAGUACCAAAGGGUGAUGAUAAAAGUUCUGGUCGUGUAAAUAUUUCGUUUCAUUUUCCUUUCUUUGACACAGAUCAUUAUUCUCUAUUUAUAAACAUCAAUGGAGUUAUCUCAUUCCUUCAAGAAUUUAUACUAUACAAACCUGACCCAUUCCCUUUGGGAAACAAUAGUCGUCUAAUUGCACCCUUUUGGGCAGAUGUCGACACCAGAAGAGGAGGCAAUAUAUAUUACAGAGAAAGUCAAGAUCUUGCUAUUCUAAAAAGAGCUUCAGCGGAAGUUAGAAAAUAUGAAGUUAGUCAAAGGCGAUUCUUUGCAAAGUGGGUCUUGAUUGCUACAUGGUUAAAGGUUGCACCUUAUGGUGGCUCUUCGGAUCGUAAUAACAGCUUCCAAGUGAUUUUAGCAACAGACGGUAUUAAUUCAUUUUCAAUAUUUUACUACAAUAAAAUCAAAUGGACAUACGGUAGUGAGAGUGACGAAAUUCCAGCACAAGCUGGUUUCAACGCAGGUGAUGGUAAAAACUUUUUAAACAUUCCAAAUUCUCGUACUCCUGAGAUAGUCAACAUUACUUCAACAUCUAACAAACAGAAGCCUGGAGUAUGGUUUUUUAAAGUCGAUGGAGAAACAGUGAAAAACGAAGAGUGCAAGGAAAGUGGAUAUUUGGUGAUUUCACCUAGAUCGGGGAUUGAGUUAGGUGGAACAGAAGUUUAUGUUGGUGGACCCUGUUAUAAGCCUGGAUAUACUAUCAUUUGUCGCUUUAUGGGGAAAUUAACUUCAAAAGCAAAAUACAUUAGUCCAGAACAAACUUCUUGCAUCACCCCUCCACUCUAUGUGAGUGGCCGUAUUUUAUUUGAGCUGUCUUUGGAUGGUGGUGCUACCUACAAUUUUAAUGGCAGCUUCCGAUCAAUACCAUUAGGAAGAAAUCCACCAGACGUUCAAGGAUUGGAAGUGGAAAAGUGGGCAGAUUCCACCAGAACAGUUUUGACGUGGAAUAAAAACGAAAUAAACUCUUCACAUGUGAACAUCACAAUCCAAAAUGGAUUUUUUCUCCAGAAACUGAACGAUUUAGUCACUUUUCACGAUGUUCCUAAUUCUGGACGCUAUGAACUUGAUUUCAGUUAUGGUAGUAUCUUAAAGAACUCAAGAAACAAACGAAAAAGAAGAAGUCUUACGUCUCCAAUUUCAAUUCUUAACAUUAAGGCAUCAUCACCUGGCAAAAAUUCAAAAACGCUUUUUAGUGCUGUUUUUAUUUCAUCACGUGACCCAUGUGCAACAUAUCUCUCAUUUUUAGAUGGAAUCAAUGUGAAAGAGUUGUCUGCAUGCCCUACGAGCAUACGACAAGCAAGAGUAGAUGAGCAAUUUGUCGAAGAUGUUGGAGUUAAAAGCCGUUUGAUAAACUACUUUCAUUCUGGCAAGACAUCUUGUUAUCGAUCACGAAGUUCCAGUGCAUCAGGUAAAGAGCAACAAUGUUGCUAUAGUGAUCAAGGAAAGCUAAUAGUGGGACCUCCACGUGGUGGAACACCGGAUAGGGAAUCACCUGAGAACAGUGUAUGGAAUCAUUAUAGAAAAGAUGUGUUACCUUUUUAUGCUUGUUGUCAUUCCCUGAAAACUUGUGGUCAAUACUACAGCAAACGGCCUUCUGAUGAUGGUGCUGGAUAUGUACCACCACCUGUUGCUGAUACCAGGGGAGAUCCUCACUUGUCCACAUUUGAUGGAACAUUUUAUACAUUUAAUGGUCAUGGUGAAUAUGUUCUCUUACAUAUCAACAAUGGUGAUGAUCUACAAUUUCAAGGAAGAAUGAUACCAAUUCUUGAUGAUCAAGGCAAAACCACGAAAGCAACUGCACUCACAGCAUUUGCCAUAAAGGAAGCAGAAAGUGAUACUAUACAGGUUGAGUUCAACAAAAGGCAAAAAAUUAUUGUUUAUUCCAACGGAGAAAAAAUUGAAUUCGAUGAGCAAACGAGACUGGACUUUAAAGAAGUUUUUCUUAUCAAACAUAAUGUAACAAAAAUUGGUAUUUACUUCUCGUCUGGAGUGUCUGUUGAGACAAAGUCAAUCGAAGAUUUUUUAAACUAUCAAAUUUCAAUCCCACAGAAGUUUAAAGGAAAUACAUCUGGACUUCUUGGCUUUUGGGACGAUAGUACCGAAAAAGAAUUUUUAUUGCCAAAUGGAAGCUUCAUUCAAACUAAUUCAAGUGAUCGAACCUUACAUUAUGAAUUCGGCUUAAAAUGGAUUGUCAACAGCAGCAAAACUUUGUUCAAAUACCCAAGUGGAAAGAGUUAUAACAGUUUUGUUGAUCAGACAUUUACACCAAAGUUUUUGGAUGAGUCAAACACAUUAUUUUCUGACGAUGAUUUGGAGCGGCGAGCAAGAUCUGUCUGUGGUGAAAACAAAGAAUGUUUAUUUGAUGUCGCUGUCACAGGAAAGACAAGUAUUGGCGAAGCAACUUUAAAAUCUUUUGAAGAACUGCAAAUAAGAAAAAUGACUCCAUUGUUGUCGCGGCUCCUGUCUAUUUUGGUUGUGAUGGUAUUCAAGACAGUGAAAAUAAAACAGACUUUUGUGGUGUUUGUGGAGGUAAUAAUUCCACGUGCACAAAUUGUCAAGGUGUUGUCCAACCUGGGUUUAUUGCAAAUGUAACUUGUGGUGUUUAUCAAGAAUGGAGUGAAUGGAGUGUUUGUUUCAAGAAAAACGACAAAGAUACGAAAA
Messenger RNA from Xenia sp. Carnegie-2017, 2836 nucleotides. RefSeq names its product protein mesh-like. Bases 14 to 2767 code for a protein of 917 amino acids. Gene Ontology annotation, biological process: cell-matrix adhesion. Lineage: Eukaryota; Metazoa; Cnidaria; Anthozoa; Malacalcyonacea; Xeniidae. The record is from RefSeq and is a predicted model, not a curated record. The transcript has 15 exons.